GCUGCCAUUUUGUAUUGUAAAAAGAGCAGAUAUCAGUUGUGUAUAUAUGGUGUUUAUUUGUCAUUUUAAAGAUACUAUUUUGUGCAAGAUAAUUAACAAAUGUUUAAAUGGACGCAUCGUCCAUUAUUACACAAGUGUCGCGGGAUGACGAACAAUUAAAUUCAUUUGCUAACGAAAAAGGUGUAGAAAAUGAAACAGAAAAGAAUAAAAAUAAGGUGCGGAGGCGGCUGUGGCGUUCUCUAUUAUGCUGCUGGUCAGGUAGGGGAAUCCUUAAAGGACCAGGAGGUUCCAAUGGGGGUGAAGGUGAUAGGCAAUCUCCACCCUUGUUGACAACUGGAUCCCCACAAUAUUUACUGCCUGCCAUAAGACAUCAGGAUAUGCAUAAGAAAUGCAUGGUUAUAGAUCUUGAUGAGACACUUGUACAUAGCUCUUUCAAGCCGAUUAACAAUGCAGACUUUGUAGUGCCUGUGGAAAUUGAUGGUUCAGUGCAUCAAGUAUUUGUUCUGAAACGGCCCCAUGUGGAUGCAUUUUUGCAAAGAAUGGGUGAAUUAUAUGAGUGUGUUUUAUUCACAGCUAGUUUAGCAAAAUAUGCUGAUCCUGUUGCAGAUCUUUUAGAUCGUUGGGGAGUAUUCAGAGCAAGGCUGUUUAGAGAGAGCUGUGUUUUUCAUAGAGGAAAUUAUGUGAAAGAUUUAAAUAAACUUGGUAGACCUCUACAACAAAUUGUUAUUGUAGACAACUCUCCAGCUAGUUACAUUUUUCAUCCAGAUAAUGCGGUCCCUGUUGCAUCCUGGUUUGACGAUAUGACCGAUAGUGAACUUUUGGACUUGAUCCCAUUUUUUGAAAAACUGAGUAAAGUGGAUAGUGUUUAUACUGUUCUUUGUAAUAGUAAUCAUCCAUAUCAUUCACCUUCUGGUGUACAACCACCACAACCAUCCUAGUAUAAGGUCACUAGGAACCACUUGUCCAGAACUCGCAGUGCGAAAAAAAGAUUUACUCUGGUCAAUUGUAAUAACAACAAUAACAAACAUUUGCUGCAAAGUAAAGGAAAGGUCAGGAAUAAUAAAAAAUAUCUUUGUAAGAGAGUAGUUACCAGGUCUAAUGACAAUAUUAAACGGGACAAGAGAUUAAGAACACGAGUUACAAAAUUGAAAAGUGCCACUAGUGCGUUGAAUAAUAAAAACAAAUUGUGAGAUAUUAUUAGUAGAUUUGUAUAAUGAUUUAAGUUUAUGCAAUGAAAGUAACUCGUUACAAAGUCCUUGUCGAUAUUUUAAAAAUUGUUCUGAUUAUUGUCAUAUUGAUUUUUUUUUAAUACUAUAUCCUAUUACUGCCCCAAACGUAUUCAGUACUGUCAAAUUUACUUUGUAUAUAAAUUUCAGUGCAGAACCUUUUUAAUAAUACCCUGAAAUUGUUGCAAUUAUUUUUUGUGAAACAUCACAUAUUACUAUUGAGUUCACAUAAAUUUCAUUAUGAACUCUCUUCACAUUAUUUUCUGAAAUGUGUAUCAAUUAACCCCCCAUAUUCACAAAUGUGCUUAGCGUAUUUUUAUUUUAUUUGCAACAAAAUUUAAGAGUAUAAGUUUGCAAGAAUAUAAUGAAAAUAAAAUU
Messenger RNA from Ctenocephalides felis (cat flea), 1604 nucleotides. RefSeq names its product carboxy-terminal domain RNA polymerase II polypeptide A small phosphatase 1 (gene hzg). The record is from RefSeq and is a predicted model, not a curated record. Gene Ontology annotation, molecular function: RNA polymerase II CTD heptapeptide repeat phosphatase activity. The coding region runs from base 108 to 938 and encodes 276 amino acids. Lineage: Eukaryota; Metazoa; Arthropoda; Insecta; Siphonaptera; Pulicidae. The transcript has 5 exons.